Calypte anna (Anna's hummingbird) is the source of this 2169-nucleotide messenger RNA. It is a transcript of the gene FKBP14, whose product is annotated as FKBP prolyl isomerase 14. Bases 41 to 715 code for a protein of 224 amino acids. Gene Ontology annotation, molecular function: peptidyl-prolyl cis-trans isomerase activity; calcium ion binding. The record is from RefSeq and is a predicted model, not a curated record. The transcript is spliced from 4 exons. NCBI's taxonomy places the organism in Eukaryota, Metazoa, Chordata, Aves, Apodiformes, Trochilidae.
CCUGGUAGGGGAGUGGGUGCGGGAUGGCGGCCCGGUGGCGAUGAGGAGGAGGCCGCGGGGCCUGUGCUGCGGGGCGGCGAUGGUGGCGGCGUUGCGGGCAGCCCUGCUGGGAGCGGCGCUGGGGUGCGCGGCCGCGGCGCUGAUCCCCGCGGCUGACGUGAAGGUGGAGGUGCUGCAGAAGCCGUUCCUCUGCCACAGGAAGACGAAGUGGGGGGACAUGAUGCUCGUUCACUACGAGGGGUACUUGGAGAGGGAUGGCUCCAUGUUCCACUCCACUCACAAGCAUAACAAUGGUCAACCUAUGUGGUUUACACUUGGCAUAAGGGAAGCUAUCAAAGGCUGGGACAAAGGUUUGAAGGACAUGUGUGUGGGAGAGAAGCGGAAGCUAACUAUUCCACCAGCCCUUGCUUAUGGAAAAGAAGGGAAAGGAAAAAUUCCACCUGAGAGCACGCUGAUUUUCAACAUUGAUCUUCUAGAAAUUAGGAAUGGACCAAGGUCUCAUGAGUCAUUCCAGGAGAUGGAUCUUAAUGAUGACUGGAAACUGUCCAAGCAAGAGGUAAAAAUAUACUUGAAGAAAGAAUUUGAAAAGCAUGGGGCAGUGGUAAAUGACACCCAGCAUGAUGCUUUGGUUGAAGACAUCUUUGAUAAAGAAGAUGAAGACAGUGAUGGUUUUAUAUCUGCGAGGGAAUUCACAUACAAGCAUGACGAGCUGUAGAAAAGGGUGGCAUAAUCUUUUUGACACAAAGGGCAGUGACUUAGACUGUCUGGCUCUCGUGUCUUCUUAAUUUUCUGUCUUGGGGUUGACAGCUGCUAUUGGCUAAGAACCAUUCUUUUGUAUAAAAGAGAACUUUUCCAUAUGUGCAAAUGUUUUAAGCUAUUUUAAAGUAUGAAAAUGUACCUUCUUUUAUGCAGCAAAGACUUGCACAUCAGUGUUUUUUGAAUUUUGUAUUAACUUAUUUUUGAGACGUGAAAAAAACUUUCCAGUUAUCAAACACUGUGAAAAUCAAAAUCCUGUUCAGUGCCUCUCUGUGAUUUGUUUGUGUGUUAAGGUCACUUUCAGUGACUCCUUUGUGUUUAACUCCCAGUCUCUGGCUUAAUUACUUGACCUUCCUUUUUGUGUGUCACUGCUCUAAAAGCAGUGUGCUGACCUUGCUUUUUUCCUGCAUAUUUUUAAAAGAUGUGCUAGAAGGCAUCAGCAUCUCUCUGUACAGCUAAGAAACUGAUACAAAGCUGAAUGAGAAGAAUGACUAUUCUGUGCUGGUUUUGCUCUUCUGAAGGGAGAGUGUUACUAACGAUGCUAGUAAUUGUCUGCAUUUUUCUUUAAAUUAUGUGAACAAAGGAGGAACUAGAUGCCAGACCUUCACUUUUAAUGGCAACAGCAUUCUGAGAAAUGUCUGUACUUUGGAAAAGAGCAAAUUAUGGUUCAGUGCAGAGGUGGUGUACUUUACACAGAUUAUUGUUUCGAAACUCAAGAGCUUGCAUUUGUGCAGAAAUAGAAAGAAACCUUUCUCCUCUCCAUUUUUGAGGGAGAUCUUAAGCAAAAUGUUACAAGUCUGAAUGAAGCUUUUCCCAUUUGCAGAAGGGGAAGAGCAGACUGACAGGAGGCUCAGUAUGGCCUGAAGAUGAGUUUGCAUUGGCCUACCCAUGUUGUUACUGCCCAAGUUGCAGAAUUUCUUUCAUCAUUGUCCUUUUGUGAUAUUUUCAUAAGUAGCACACAAGUGAUAUGAAUUUUAAAUAAUAAAGAGACUUUGCUUAGAAAAAACAGAGGCAUGAGGUAAAUGUUACAGUGCUGUGUCUUUACAGAGGUGGAUUUGAGCUCUGCUUUGUGUCUGUUUGAACUGUUCUGGAAAGAAACAUAAAAAACACCCACGACCUCUUAAAUUAGAGGGCAAGUUAUCAGGGGAGGAAUUAGCCUGCAUUCAUCACCAUAACAUGAGUCUCCAGAUACAGUAUUUUACUUGAAAAAUGUUUCUCAAGGCUAUCUAGGAGCACAAAGCCAAUCCAGUUUUAUGAACCAGGAUUGCUGAGUUGUACUAAUCCUUUGCUGUUGCCAAGGGAGACUCUGCAUUCAAGGUUCACAAUGAUGUGGGUGAACUGUAUGUUUUCCCUGCCACCUAGUGUUGCUAGUAAGCAUUAGAAGACUACUUUAUUAAACAGAGUUCAGCUGCA